Molecule: messenger RNA, 483 nt
Organism: Trichomonas vaginalis G3
Lineage: Eukaryota; Parabasalia; Trichomonadida; Trichomonadidae
Product: phage tail repeat-like family
Exons: 1
Coding region: 1-483 (160 amino acids)
Source: RefSeq, a predicted model, not a curated record
AUGUUAGAUAAGAAAGCAGACAAAACAGAGCUUCAAACAUUAAAGACUGAAAUACUUCAAACAUUAUAUCCUGUUGGUUCUAUUUAUACGUCAAUGAACUCAACAAAUCCAGAAACAGUUUUAGGUUUUGGUACGUGGAAGCAGAUUGUAGAUAAAUUCUUAUACUGUGCUAGAUAUUCAAAGCAAACAGGAGGUUCGAAGAAAAUUAAAGAAGCAAACUUACCUGCGCACACUCAUACAGGAACUACAAACUUUUCUGGCGACCAUAGCCACUCAUUAAGAGACCACCCAUUAUACAACUCAGAGUAUGAAGCUGGCCAUGACGUUUUAUCUCCAUCUUAUAACAAUUCAGCAAAAAAGAUUUUUCGACCAACUGAACCAGGAGGAAAUCAUGUCCAUACUUUCACAACAAAUCCAACAGGCUCGGUUGCAGAUUAUAUGCCACCAUUUGUGACUAUAUUCGCAUGGUACCGCGUUCAAUGA